This is a messenger RNA of Monopterus albus (swamp eel), 891 nucleotides long. It is a transcript of the gene uqcc2, whose product is annotated as ubiquinol-cytochrome c reductase complex assembly factor 2. The record is from RefSeq and is a predicted model, not a curated record. Gene Ontology annotation, biological process: mitochondrial respiratory chain complex III assembly. Lineage: Eukaryota; Metazoa; Chordata; Actinopteri; Synbranchiformes; Synbranchidae. Gene Ontology annotation, cellular component: mitochondrial matrix. The coding region runs from base 25 to 408 and encodes 127 amino acids. The transcript has 4 exons.
GUAUAUUUUUAAACACAGCUAAAGAUGUCUGCGACCAGGUACCGUCAGUUCUUAAAGUUGUGUGAACAGUGGCCUCGGGAUGAGACCAAGAAAGGCCGUGAUCUGGGGAUGUUUCUGCGGCAGAGAGUAGCUUCUGCCUUCCGUGAGGGUGAAAACACACAGAUCUCAGACCCAGAGAAGUGUGACCAGAUGUAUGAAAGUUUGGCCCGCAUUAACAGCAACAUAUACCGACAGCGAUUUCCUCGAGUAAGAGACACAAGCUUUACCGGCGUGACGGUGGAGGAAUGUCGCCUGAUUCUGUCAGGUAUGGACCCACAAUAUCACAUACCGGUGACCUCUCCAGGGUGUACUCGGCCUCUCACCCAAUGUCAGAUGGGAUUAGCUCCAGCCCCCAACGACCUUCGUUAGGAUAAGCAGUAUAGAUCAUGGAUGGAUGGAUUUCUGAACAUUAAGAAGCGAGAUGCUCUCAAAUGUCUGUGCCAUUUUUCAUAAAGUACAGAAUUUACUCAUGAAAAAAUCUGGACUAAUUGUCCUAUAGUUGCCACUGUUAAUUUUAAUGCAGAUCCAGGUAUAUUUUAAAAUGUGUGCACAUUUUAUUAGAAUAUACUUGAGUCAUGCAGCCAGUAGUCUGAGCUGCAGUGUGUUUCUUUACAACAUUUUUAGGGCAGAUGGUAAAAAUGUCUAUUUUCCUGAGAGACUGCAAAUGUGCCAAAACUUAGAACAUGCACAAUGUGUCAUAUUUUUACUAAACUUUUUUUCUCCUAAAAUAAAGCAAGCCUAUGGUCUUACGUCAAAAAUAACCCUAAGGAAACUUCUUCAUGAGUCACCCAUGUGCUGUGGGAAUGAUACACAUAUAUGCUAAACUGAACAGCAAUCUUUAAAAGUGUUAGC